CAUUUGUGGUUUGUGGCUGUCGUCACUAUAUUUCGAACUUGCGCGAAUGUCUUAAAAAAGUUAGAGCUUAAAAUGGAUUUCCACGAUUGCACCUUUGAUAUAAAGUUCUUUGGUUUUACUGCUGAGCAGAUGACAACUAUGCGCGAGCGUGAGGUGAAGAAUAUGAUUGGCCAGGCUGUCGAAAACAUCAUUAAAAAGAUAGAAACGCCGGCCACUUCGAAACUGCUGGGCGCCCAAAAGGACGAAGUGAUACGUCGCAUAAAGAAUUCCACCAUGAAAAACAUGAAACCCGUUCGGGAGCUGGACAAAAAAUUCCUUCGCGUUCCGCCGCAUGUCCUGCUAGGGCAGGACUUUCACUUGGAGCAACAAUACACUCCUCUAGAUGAGGAGAAAAAGAACGCACAGCUGAAGGAGCUAGAGCUGCGGUUUCGUGAGAAAUUAGUCACGCUGGCCAAAAAAGAAGCGGAGGCCAAUCAAUAUGAAUCGGUGGCCAAUAUUUUGCAGCAGGAGACGAUUGAGCACAAGAAGAUCUAUGAAGGUGUUCCUUCUAUAAAUGGCUACAAGCUGACUUAAUUUGCAACUCGAGUGACCACCAUUCCGAAGUGACCUUGAUAUUUGAUGUCCCAUAUCCUUGUAAUAUAACAUACACCCUAGAUUGAACUU
Messenger RNA from Drosophila guanche, 663 nucleotides. RefSeq lists its product as uncharacterized. The record is from RefSeq and is a predicted model, not a curated record. The transcript has 3 exons. Bases 73 to 573 code for a protein of 166 amino acids. Lineage: Eukaryota; Metazoa; Arthropoda; Insecta; Diptera; Drosophilidae.